Lindgomyces ingoldianus is the source of this 462-nucleotide messenger RNA. RefSeq lists its product as uncharacterized. The transcript has a single exon. The annotation marks the transcript as partial. Lineage: Eukaryota; Fungi; Ascomycota; Dothideomycetes; Pleosporales; Lindgomycetaceae. The record is from RefSeq and is a predicted model, not a curated record.
UAUUCGGUUGCAGAAGCAAACAAACAUCUUCCCCGAGACCAGCUAGAUUUGGUAGAGAAGUACAUCCAAGUCUGUAAAAGGCGUCGAGCUCAAAGUGAUGGACGGCGAGUCGUCACAGUUGGCCCAUUUAAGUGUACCUUCGGUUGCGGAAGAAGUACAAAGUACUCGUUUGAUUGGAGGCGUCAUGAAGAACUGCAUGAACCACAAGAGCUUUGGCUAUGCUACUUAUGCUUGGAGGGCAAGGAACCGAAUCCGUUCUUAAUCGGUCGCAGAGACAAGUUUAUUAAACAUGCCAAAGACUACCACAAGAGUCUGGAGCAUGAAUUGGUCCUUGAGAGAUCAAAACUCGACUUUCGACCAAACAUUCAACUCCAAUGCCCGUUUUGUUCUAAGUGCUUCAAGUCGUGGGACAAAAGGUGCCGACACAUCCUCUCGCAUUAUGAAGAUGAAUCCAAUAGUAGC